Pelobates fuscus (common spadefoot toad) is the source of this 3293-nucleotide messenger RNA. Its product is annotated as extracellular matrix protein 2-like. Lineage: Eukaryota; Metazoa; Chordata; Amphibia; Anura; Pelobatidae. Gene Ontology annotation, cellular component: extracellular matrix. Bases 389 to 2575 code for a protein of 728 amino acids. Gene Ontology annotation, molecular function: collagen V binding; protein binding; heparin binding. The transcript is spliced from 10 exons. The record is from RefSeq and is a predicted model, not a curated record. Gene Ontology annotation, biological process: positive regulation of cell-substrate adhesion; extracellular matrix organization.
AGAACUGACAACCACUGGUGUGCUUCCAAUCUCUUACAACUAACGUUUGAUAAAAUUUUGAGUUUCUUCAACUGUUAUUUGCUAAGAGCAGCAAAGCCAGGCUGAGCCGUUUUAGCCCCUAAAAAUGAAGAGGAAUUCUAGCUGAUAGAAGUGUUUAUAUGGAGAGAAGAAAAAAUAUAUAUACUUUUACUCCACGUUGAAAGGGAGUUAAGAAGAAAGGAGUUUGCAUUCUGUUUAAAUUAAGCUCUCUUGGGGAUUUCAGCUUGGAAAAGACUUGAGUUGAGUUUUGAGAAACCGUUUCAGUUAUUUUGUAGGUCUGAGAAGCCGCAGAACCUUAGAACUAAGCAAACUGGUGUCAAACCACAAUAACAAGGAUUGGAGUUUCACAAUGAAGUUGCUUUUUGUAGCUUUAGCAUUAAGUGUUCUGGAAUUUACUGGACGGGCCCAACGGUCUCAAGGACAGCUCCGCAACACCACAGGUCUGCAGAAAACUCCCCAAAAGAGACCUAGGCCAUUUCUUGCGAAGGCCAAGGAUUCACAAUGGACCCAGAAGGUAUCCAAGCAAGGUUCCACUGGGCAAAGGAUGGUGACUCCGGCUGUGCAGAAUUCCAAACAACUUGAAAAUACUCUGGUGGCAGGUAGAGGACAGUGCCUGGUGAAUGGGAUAGCUAUGUUUGAUGGCGCAGCCUGGUCUCCGCAGCCAUGUACUAUGUGUAUAUGUGACCUCGGGAAGCAGGUGUGUGAACCAAUCAGCUGUGAGAUGAUCGCAUGUUCUUCAGGCGAAUUGCAAACGAGUCCAGGUACUUGCUGUCCUAUCUGUGUGAAGACAGAAACACCAACUCUUAGAGUCUCCCUGCCAACACCAAAGCCUACUCAAGGAAAUGUGAAAGAAGUUAAAAUUGAGAAACAAAAUACUCCAAAGCACAUAAAACCAACAAAGGGCAAGGAAUUGAGAGUUAAACAAUCUAAACCUGGAAAUGGAGUAUCGACAACAUCUCAAGUUAGUGCUGUACCAAAAAAGGUUCCGAUGAAAAGGUCAGAGGCAACCAAGCCAGGAGAAGUCCAGAAGAAUAAUCACAACAAAAAGAAGGAGCCGAACAAUGACAAACAAGAAACCAGUGAUCAGAAAAUAGAUGUGGAUACUAUGAUAGCAAAGAAAGAACAAAACAAAAAGAAAGAGUCAGAUGUUGAGAAUCCAAAAGUUUUGGAAAAAGAACCACCAGCAGAGGAAAAAACAAAGUCUCCUGGAAUUAGUAAGGAGUCACCAAGGCCUCCAAAUGGUGGAAAAAAGAUGAAGGACCGAUUAGAAAAAAAUAAGAAAUCUGUCACAGUGGACAACUUGUCUGUUACCCCAACUGUCCCAGUUAUACAACCACCAGUUCAUCCUACAGACAAUUACAUCCCCUCACUUCCCAGUGGCUGUCUGCUCUCAGAAUCCACCAUUGCAUGUGCAAGCACAAAGAUGAAGUAUCUCCCAUUAAUGACAGAUCCGGGACUGAAAACUCUAUACUUGGCUGACAACGAGAUUUCUAAACUUCCGGCAAGAGCAUUUUCCGGUUUGCCUAAUUUGGAAUGGUUGGAUCUUAGCAAGAACAUGCUGGGCGAAUCUGGAUUAGCAGUCGAUGUGUUCAAGAAUCUAACAAAACUGAAACGUCUUAACCUGGAUGGAAAUAAUUUGACAGUUCUUCCACUGCUACCGCAAUCUCUCCAGGAACUAAAAGUCAAUGACAACAAACUCCAAGAACUUCACCGAUACAGCUUCCGGGGUCUCAGCAACCUGCUGACCCUUCAAUUAGAGGGAAAUGGUUUUCACGAUGGGAAUGUCUAUCCACUAACCUUCAAACCCCUAAAGAAAUUGAUCUAUCUGCGUUUAGACCGUAACAAAUUCCGAGCCAUACCAUCUGGACUUCCAGCCUCACUUCAGGAGCUUCAUUUGGAUAAUAACCGCAUUGAGAUUGUGUCUGAAGGGAUCCUGAACAAGACUCUGAACCUAAGUAUUCUUGUGCUAAGCAACAACAGACUACAGGAAAAUCAUAUCGCUCCACGGGCUUGGAUUGACCUGUUGAACCUAGAAUCUUUGGAUUUGUCCAACAACCACAUAGUGCACGUUCCUUCUUUCUUACCACGUGGGUUAAAACAGCUAAUCUUGCACCAUAACCAGAUCGAGCUCAUUCCAGGCUAUGUUUUUGCACAUAUGAAACCUGGACUUGAGUUUCUUCAUCUUUCACACAACCACCUAAAGGAUGACGGCAUUCAUGCAGUGUCUUUUUUCGGCCUCUACAAGUCCCUCAAUGAGCUUCUGUUGGACAAUAAUCUACUUCUUUCCAUACCUCGUGGCAUGUUGAGCUUGAAAGCCUUGCAGGUCCUCCGUCUCAGCUUCAAUAAAAUCAGGUAUGUGCCACUAAAUUCAAUCUGUGAUACUCGAAUAUCUGAGGAUUCCAGCCUUGUGUCAGUGCACCUGGAACAUAACUUCAUAAACCGCCAUCUGAUUCCACCCACUGCAUUCUCCUGUAUUAAGACCUACCAUAGUGUCAUUUUGCGCCCUCAAAAUGGUGAAUACGAGGACUAUUAUUAAAUAUAUUUACAUGAAUCUUUACAAUUAGUGGAAGAAGUAACUGCUCGCUGAAAAAAAGAAAAUAAUCUUUCUCUGUCUCUGUAUCUCUCUCUCUCUCUCUAAAUAUAUACAUACAUAUAUUGAGUUUACCUGCGCAUCAAAGGACAAUUUCUCUCAGUGAUGAGCUUUAUCUUUUUUUUUUGGUUUUUUACCAUCUCUCCAUUUGAGUCCAAGUCGUAUCCAUUUAUCUGUUCUCUGGGUGUAUAUUUUCAGUAAGUUGUAAGACUGGACAACUUGACGAAAGUCCCAAUCUGGCUCAACAGAAGAUUAUUUUUCUCCAAAUCUGUAAAAUUUUUUUAUCUACUAAAUUCUCAACCACCACAACUUCUUUUGAACAAACCCUAAGAAUUAAUGUGGAACACCCGAAUCUCACAUUAGGCAAUGUCAAUAUUUAGCUUUUUUGGCAGCUAAUCAAUCACUGUUUGUAUAUUAUGUAGUGUGUGAUGCUGUUCUGUGAGUGUCUGUGUGUAUCGUUCGAUCAAUGUGUGCAAGCUAUUUUCCAUUCUCUUAAAGUAUAAAAUGUAGGAACGAUGUAAUCAUUGUGUUUCCAGCUAUACUGAAGCUAUCAGAAUAUACUCAUAGCAUAUUUAAAGGAAACUGUAAAUUCACAGGAUUUUUUUGUAUUUUGUUUACUUAUUCCCUAUAUGUAACAAGUAUGUGUUUUUUUGAGGCCUGAAAA